CGGAGAAACACCGAGCCUGAGGAACCAUCAUGCAACACCAGGAGCAUCUCGUCAUGUUCAAGGACUUCUGUGAGGACGAACACUAUCAGCUGGAGGACAAGACUCAUAGCUCGACAGAGAUGAUGAUGAUGAUGAUGAAGGAGCACAAGGAUGCAGAGCUGGAUAAAAAGAUCGAGGCUUUGCGGAAGAAAAAUGAAGCACUAAUGAAACGGUACCAGGAAGUGGAGGAGGAUAAAAAGCGGGCGGAACAGGAAGUGAUGUCACUCCACGGCAAGAAGGGAAAGCUUGAUGAUCUGUCCAUCACCAUCAACAAAUCCUCCAAUGUGAGCUGCUUUACUCCUUCACAGGAUCAGCGUGUGGUGACCAAGAGGCCAGGCGGGCUGAGAGAAGGAGAGCCGGAGAAGGACUGUGAUCCCGGAUCCAGUGUCUUCAGCAUCGGGAGAGGAAAGAGACGGCAGCUGCUCGUCACAACGCCAGGAAACAUCAAGGGUAAGAGGGUGUUCGGGGAAAGAAAGGACCGGAACCGGCCCGUGAGUCCAGUGAGGUUGAAGUGUUGUGUUGAAGAAGUGCUGGAGUCCAACGCACGAGAGAAACGUCCUCCGUCCGCAAGGAGAGUCCCGGAGGAGGACACAGGACGAGGAGAUCAAUGGAGUCGAUGUGUAGGAUCUCAAGGUGUCCCGAUCUCUGAAGCCAUCGCUGACCUGAGCAUCGCAUCUAAGGAAGAACAUCUUGAGUACCUGCGAUGGAAGAAGGAGCGCGAGGAGAUCGACCGAGAGCGUGUGGCCCGGCACAAAAACGCCAAAGGCCAGUGGAGGAGAGCCUGGGACAUGGAUAAAGCCGAUCUGAUGUUCUCUGAAAAGGAACAUGGAGGAACGUCAAACAGAGGUCAAAACGGCAGAAGAGGAAAUCUGAGAUCGGAAGAAUCCAGAGUUCGACACCAAGCGUCCGACAAGAAGGGGAAAAGUGUCCCAGUGGUGGGGAGCAAAGCGAAGGGGAAAGACCGUCUGACGGGUCGAGCGAGGAGGUGGGAUGCUAAAGAGCAGGAGGAACAUUUGCAGGUUUAUCCAGACAGCAGUCUGCAGGAGUUUUUAGAGGAGCUCGAUGCUCUUUGUGCUCCUGAGAGCGUCAAUCCAGAGACUGACAUUGAAAACGCAAAGCCAUGUGCAUCUGAAGAGUCCCUGAACACAAUCAGUGCCGUGACCUCCAAUGGGACGGCGGACCAGAAUGGACGCGUUGAUACAGAAAUUGCUCAUUCGGAGCCGCUUUCUCAGAGGGCCAUUGAGAAAAAGGUCCGCUUUUCUGAGAACCAUGACAAGAACCAGUCAGAAACCGAGACCAGUGCUCUACAAGCGGCCUCACUGAUCACGAACGGCCCUGUAGAAGACGACGAACAAACAUCGGCGCAAGACGACAGCGAAUGUAUCCAGAAAGAGAGAAAACCUCCAUCUCCGGAGCAGGAAAAAGUGAAUCCAGCCACUGAAGGAAGUGCAACUGAACCAUCGCAACCGGCCGAGAACAAACCUGUUGAACACAGCAAGAGCUGCUCUUCUAGAGGAAACGAAGAACUGAUGGACUCGAGUCUGUGUGUCCUGAAUCUGGAUCCGGGCGACGCUCUUCCCGACCACAGCACCAGCGCUGAUAUGGCAAGAGAGAAUGGGAAAGUUGUUUAGAUGGAAAUGAUGUCACUCACAUCUGGAGCGAAACUUCAUGCACUAAAACCAAAACAGAAGAACAAACAUAUAAUUAGCCUUUUUUAUUUGACUGA
Molecule: messenger RNA, 1765 nt
Organism: Rhinichthys klamathensis goyatoka
Lineage: Eukaryota; Metazoa; Chordata; Actinopteri; Cypriniformes; Leuciscidae
Product: coiled-coil domain-containing protein 9B
Exons: 15
Coding region: 30-1670 (546 amino acids)
Source: RefSeq, a predicted model, not a curated record